Acaulospora morrowiae is the source of this 1770-nucleotide messenger RNA. Lineage: Eukaryota; Fungi; Glomeromycota; Glomeromycetes; Diversisporales; Acaulosporaceae. The record is from the annotation of a GenBank genome assembly.
AUGUUUGACGAACUAUUCCGGCGGCACUCAAUAAUAGAUCAAACUCGCAGAUUCGAUCAAAAGUCGUUGUAUGAAGAAGAAUGUCGUCGUCUUAUCGGUGUUGUCGAACAACUUUCUGAGCAACGCAAAGAGGUCCUUGAAGUAAUACGUACGGCUAACUCUUUUAUAAACGAUCUGAUCCUCUCCUUACAAUCACACAAUCCUCGAAAUGCCACCUCGGAGAAUCCUAAAGGCACAGAAAAUGGACGGAGUGAAUUGCUAAACACUAUUUCGAAACAAAGAAAUAAUGUACAAACGGUAAUGAAUGAGGAAACUAUUGAUGGUGAGAAUAACGUCGACGAAGGAGAGUUUGUGGAUGUAGAUAUUAACGCAGAUGAAAGCGCGAACUCACUUGAGUAUCCCCAAAAUCGUUCGAACGAUAUCGAACAGUUCAUCCAACAACAUAACGACGAAGGGUUAAAAACCGAACUGGUGAUUCUUCAAAGCCAAAUAAACCGUCUCAGAGUUGAGCAAACUAAAGUCACCGAUAUAUUAGAAUAUCAUAAAAAUAAUUGUAAACCAUCAUUGAGCAAGAGUAAUGGUGGUCAGUAUCGUGCGCGAUCAUUCGCACUAGCAAAAGAAGAUCGAAUCAGGGUGAACGACGAUGAUAAUGAAAGCGAUGGUGGAGAGAAUAGCGUAUCAUCACGAGAAAGAUACGGAAGCGAACUGCGAUGGAAUUCAUACAUGGAGAAUGAAACAUAUACGGACUUGUUGAAACGACAGAAUAGAGAAAUAAUUAAGUUAAGACAAAAGUGCAAAGAGUACGAAGAAUCACUAAAGAUCACGAAAUCUUCCAGGCGAAGUAAUAGUUGCAGUACGGAAAGUUACAAUAGUGGUAAGAAUAAUCGUAACGAUGGAAGUCCAAGUUUUAAGAGUGAUAUUAAAAGCCUUCAGAAUUUGUUGCAAAAAUUUACGUCCGUUACUGCUGAGACAGAAAUCAAUCAAGAACAGGCGAACGCGCUUUUAGAGCUAUACCAAUUGAAUACUGCAAAACCCGGUCUAAAAACUUUCAGAGAAAAAUUAGGCCACGCAUUAGAGGCACAGAUCGUCAAACGUCUCGGUGAACAAUUAGACGGCUAUUUCUCCGUUGAUAAAUCACCCGAUUCAAUGGAAGAUUAUGACGAGGACAACUUGGAGUUAGAUAUUGUAUCUACCACCGAGAAACUUGUAGCUUUAAUGACGAGAUUUGUGCAAAGGCGGGUGAAUGAUGACGGGUUGGCAAAGCAAGUUCCGAAAAGGGUUAGGAAGGUUGUUUAUGAGACAUUGAGUAAACACGCAUUUUCAUUGGAUUCUCAAAUUUUCGAAAACAACAAAAAUCGCAUAAAUCAUCCCUUCAUUACAUCGCUGGUACAAGAAUUAGUAAAUUUCACGGACCAAUAUAGAACUAUCAAGCAUUCUGAAGGAAUAUUAAAAGUGCAGAAUGAGGCGGAGAAACUUAUCAGAGAGUAUGUUUCUGUAAUGUGGUUCAAGCUAAAGGCUCUAGAUCCUGUACCUCAAACGCAUUAUUACCCCAAAGGAACAGGUGUUAACACAGUGUACAUGAAAGGUGACGUUCAUGGAGAGGAUGCAGGAAAGAAUAUAAUGACUAAUGGCGGAAGUAGUAGUUCUGGGAGCAAGGGAUGGGAUAUACAAGACACCAAGAAUCUGAGUGUUGAAAUUUGUUAUUUCCCUGCGAUAUUUGAUGAACGAACAAAUACGGUGUAUAGUAAAGCCCAAGUGAGUGUUAACUAA